This is a messenger RNA of Haliotis rubra (blacklip abalone), 883 nucleotides long. Its product is annotated as ubiquitin-like protein 4A. Gene Ontology annotation, biological process: post-translational protein targeting to endoplasmic reticulum membrane. Gene Ontology annotation, molecular function: protein binding. The transcript is spliced from 5 exons. The record is from RefSeq and is a predicted model, not a curated record. Lineage: Eukaryota; Metazoa; Mollusca; Gastropoda; Lepetellida; Haliotidae. The coding region runs from base 242 to 703 and encodes 153 amino acids.
CACAUUUGACGGAAAAGGGUGAUGAUGAUAGAAUCUUCACUGGACGCUUGAAAAGAUAAAACUUGACACACAGAGAAUGUAAUGAAUUCACAAGUGCUUUCCCUUUGAUGUUGAGUAGUUGAAACAGAAUUGUUCAUUGAUAUUUCUACGCGAGUCGGAAGUGACGUUUGGGGAAUUACCCGUCUGCAGUGGAUUGACGAAACAAGACGAAUUUAUCGGAUCCAUCCAACGAAAAGACAUAAUGCGACUUACUGUUAAAGUACUGAACGGAGACGAAUGUACAAUUGCCGCAUCACCCAGCAGCUAUGUCACUGACAUCAAACAACAGGUGGCAGCCCUCAUGUCAAUUCCCAUUGCUAACCAGAAGCUGCUGUACAAGGGAAAGCCAAUGGCAGACAGUAAACAACUGAGUGAGUACAAUAUAGAAGAUGGCAGCAAACUGACAGUGGUUUCACGUCCCGGCUCGGCCACCUCAGCCUCUUCAGCUGACAGUGUUUCAAAAACAGUGUCUCCAGACACAGGUGCCAGUGCCCCUGUCUGGACCAAACUGCAGACAUUCCUGCGAAGACAUUAUACAGAGAAGGAUGCCGACUUAGUGCUUGCAGAAUUCAGAAAGGAUUUCAACAAAGGCCUGGCCAGCUUGAGUUUAGAUGACAUAGAGAGACUAGCCGCUUCUAAAAUGAGAGGCACAGGAGACAGAUAGUACUUAGUGAUUGUGUGAGAGAACGACGCAAAGACUCGAAACUCAAUGGUGGUGAUAAUGUCAAUGCCUAAUCAUGUGAUUAGCUUGAAGCUAACGUGUCUGUUACCAUGGUUACCAAUAGCAUGAUGUGAAAUCCGACUUUCACAUGGAAGUCAUCCUGAUUAAAUCAUUGGAGUACAA